This is a messenger RNA of Sebastes umbrosus (honeycomb rockfish), 1378 nucleotides long. RefSeq lists its product as uncharacterized. The transcript is spliced from 4 exons. Gene Ontology annotation, biological process: regulation of transcription by RNA polymerase II; epidermal cell differentiation. The record is from RefSeq and is a predicted model, not a curated record. Gene Ontology annotation, molecular function: DNA-binding transcription factor activity, RNA polymerase II-specific; RNA polymerase II cis-regulatory region sequence-specific DNA binding. NCBI's taxonomy places the organism in Eukaryota, Metazoa, Chordata, Actinopteri, Perciformes, Sebastidae. Gene Ontology annotation, cellular component: nucleus. Bases 388 to 1233 code for a protein of 281 amino acids.
UCUCACUACCUGACAUGCAAAACCAGCGGGGGACCAGUUAAAAUGGCGCACGCGCACAGUCAACACAGGUGUGCUCCAGUCAAAACACUGAGCCUCCUGACCUCUCCCCCCCCCACCACCACACACACACACACACACACACACACACCUUCUCUAGAACUCCAAACCUUCACCACUCUUUCCAGAGUGUUAUGGAAAUAAGUGCAGUGAUUUCGCUGGGAUACUGUACCUGCAGGUCGUCGAGUGAUAAGGGUUGGAUGUUAGGAUCGGCGGUGAGGUGAUUUCUAGGUUGGUCUGUAAAAUCGGGUGUGAGGAUCAGAGGUUGAGGGUGAGAUAAAAGACAGAUCAGUAGAAGAAAAGAGGACUAAGAUAGCUAGAAUUCAGAAGAUGCCGAGGUCUUUCCUUGUGAAGAAGAAACGAGGGGCAUGUGGAGCAUGGCAAUGGAAAGAGCCGGAACAGCUCGAGUGGAAAGAACAUGAUACACUAGUGAAUGAAAUUCCUAUGGAGCAGAUAUCCUGCUGUACGGAUAUCCAACAGCCGGCAAUUGUGCCUCAGUCAAUAGCCACCUUACAAUGUGGGACAGCGGCUGGAAUGAGAGUGUCGGUACCUUUUGCAGGAUCGGUAGGACCGGGGGCCGACACCAGGCCAGACUGGUCCACACUUAUGCUACGGCGCUCCCUCUACCAUCCCAGUGCACUGGCACUGGUCAGCAGAGCUAAGCCUCGUCCCCGUACUUCCCCCGGAUCAGGUGACUUUGUGUGCUCGCUGUGCCACAAGAUAUUCCCUCUGCAGCGCAUGUUGACUCGACACCUGAAGUGCCACAGCCUGGUGAAGAGACAUCCUUGUCGAUACUGUGGAAAAGGAUUCAACGACACCUUCGACCUCAAGAGGCACAUGCGAACACACACAGGUAUCCGUCCCUACAAAUGCGAGUUAUGUGAGAAAGCCUUCACGCAGCGUUGCUCUCUCGAGUCCCACAUGAGGAAGAUUCACAGCGUUAGCCAACAGUACGCCUACCGCCAGAGACGCUCCAAGAUCUUUGUGUGUGAGGAUUGUGGUUUCACCUCGAGCCGCCCCGAUGAGUACUUCCUCCAUGUGAGACAGUGCCACCCCGGCAGUCCUGCCCUCCGCAGGUACUAUCGCCGCCAGGCCCACGAGAACAGCGGCUUCGCUCCAGCUGACCGUAAACUCAACCCCUAUAUGCUGUACUCGACCCCUGCAUACUACAUGUAGGGCUCAUUCUCUGAACUAUGGUAGAAUGAAUUUGUAUUCAACUAUGUUACACUUACAUCUUUUUUUGUGUUCAAAACAACUUUUUAUCACCUGCUUUUAUCACUUUAAUGUUGUUUUUAAAUGAUUUCUUUCACUAUGUUUAUUG